AGAGAAACUAAAAAUAUGGUCUUUUAUACACGAGGUCGUGUUAGAGUCAGUAUGGCCGUGUCGGCGAUUGGUAUAUCUCAGUGUAUAAGGAAUCCUAGUUUCUUGUGUCCUCUCUUUUGUCAUCUUAUGUCCUGCAUUUUUGCAAUAUCAUGCAUUAUUUUUGCAUAUCAUGUUGCCUGUGCGGCGCUACAAAAAGUGUAGCACGACACACGGCUGCGUAGCAGGCUUCGUGGAUUUUGUCAUGUCCUUUUUUGAGAGGAACCGUUUUAGCGAGGCGUCAGCGUUGUGGCGCUGUCGCCGUGUGUGGUUCGCAGGAACAGUAUAGGCAGUUAAAAGAACGUAUAGUGAGUCUCUGUAAAUCGACGGCUGUGUUCAGACCGAAACGCACUCCGCUCUAAUGGAACCCGAACGUAAUUCGACAUCAGAAUGGAUGGACAAUGGCGUGCCAUCAUGGAAUUGCAAAAUAAAAAUUUUAUCGAUCUUGUGCGAGCCAUUAAAACAACGGAACCUGGUGCAGGGCAGAGCAAAUCCGUGCACCUACCCAAAUUCAACCCAGACAAGGCAGGUGCCAUCGCUUCAUCGUGGUGUUCAACGGUGGAAGUAAUAUUACAAGAAAAUACGUUGAAAGGCAGUGCGUUGGUUCUGGCUUUAAGUUCAGCAUUGGAGGGUAGCGCUUCGCAAUGGCUGUCCCAAGUGUGCUAUGCUGAUAUAACCAGGCUCGAGUUCAAGGAAUUCUUCAUACAGCGCUUUGAUACUUUAGAAACACCAGCCGCUAUGUUUCUAAAUAUGCUGACAAAGCGACCGACUGAUGGCGAGUGUCUCGCGCUGCACGCAAGCCGCAUGGUUACAGAACUAACGACGAAAUGGCGUGAAAUGGAGAAAGAAGAAAUUGCUGUGUCCGUGACUCUCGCAUUUCUGGCAAGCUUUGAUAACCGUUUGCAGCGUUUAAGUUUCACAUCAAAUGUUCGAACCAGUCUACAGUCCGAAUUAAAAGCGUUCACAUUUAAUAAAAGGAAAAGUGGCUUUGUGGAGCAUCAAUCUGAAGUUUAUCCAAAACGACAAAAGCAAUCUUUGAUCGAGUGUCAUUUUUGUGGAAAAUUAGGCUACAAAAUGUUUGAAUGCAAACUCAAGAAACAACAACAUCACCUUGCUAAUGACAAAGAGCGACAUGUCAGACACGAUGAACAUCGACGUGAAAAAUCAAAUGUAACUUGCUACAAGUGUGGAGACUGGAAGCUGAUAGAAACAAGACAUUCAGCGUUGCAGUACCUAAGGGAAGCAUGAACCACAGAGGACACAUUUUUUAAGUCACCUUUGAUUCCGGAGCUGAAUGCUCACUGAUAAAAGAAAAGCUAAGUGCUAAGUUUUCUGGUAAACGAUUAAAUAAUAUUGUUAUGUUAAAAGGCCUAGGCAGUAAUGGAAUAUGUAGUACUGUACAAGUUUUAAGUAACGUUAAGAUUAAUGUCAAUUUUAUUGAGAUUUUGUUUCAUGUAGUAGGCGAUGAUCACAUGCAAAACGAUAUCGUCAUUGGGCGUGAAAUACUUAAGCAGGGUUUUGAUAUUGUCAUUUCAUCCAACAAAUUUACAAUUUCAAGAGCCAAAAUAAUUAAUUUGUUUACCGGUUCUGAGUCAGUUGAUAUUUAUACC
Drosophila suzukii is the source of this 1646-nucleotide messenger RNA. NCBI's taxonomy places the organism in Eukaryota, Metazoa, Arthropoda, Insecta, Diptera, Drosophilidae. The record is from RefSeq and is a predicted model, not a curated record.